Mizuhopecten yessoensis (Yesso scallop) is the source of this 1385-nucleotide messenger RNA. RefSeq names its product peroxisomal trans-2-enoyl-CoA reductase-like. NCBI's taxonomy places the organism in Eukaryota, Metazoa, Mollusca, Bivalvia, Pectinida, Pectinidae. Bases 11 to 916 code for a protein of 301 amino acids. The record is from RefSeq and is a predicted model, not a curated record. Gene Ontology annotation, biological process: phytol metabolic process. The transcript has 8 exons. Gene Ontology annotation, molecular function: trans-2-enoyl-CoA reductase (NADPH) activity. Gene Ontology annotation, cellular component: peroxisome.
UCUGUCCAAAAUGGCGGCCGCCGUGAAAGUAUCGAGUGUUUUUCGCAAAAGUCUUUUCAAGGGAAAAGUUGCUAUAGUAACGGGAGGUGGAACUGGUAUUGGAAAAGCAAUAACACAAGAACUUCUGCAUUUAGGAUGUAAGGUUAUGAUAGCUUCGAGGAACAUUGAGAGGAUACAGAAAGCUGCUGAAGAAAUGAGGUCUACAGUCGUCCCAAAUAAACCCACAAACCUAGCUCACAUGCAGUGUAACAUCAGGAAAGAAGAUAAUGUAAAAGACCUCAUCUCUAGUACCUUGAAGCAGUUCGGGAAAAUAGACUACGUGGUCAACAAUGGCGGUGGUCAGUUUCCAUCCCCGGCCAGCAAUAUAUCAGUGAAGGGCUGGAAUGCUGUCAUAGACACAAACCUCACAGGGACAUUCAUCGUGUGUAGGGAAGUGUACAACCAGUGGAUGGAACAGAAUGGUGGAGUAAUAGUUAACAUCAUAGCAGACAUGUGGAAGGGUUUCCCCACCAUGAGUCACACUGGAGCUGCCCGGGCUGGUGUGGACAACUUGACCAAGACUCUGGCUAUUGAGUGGGCACCAGAUGGAGUAAGGGUGAACUCUGUGGCACCGGGAAGUUUCAUUUACUCCGAGACUGCAGCAGCUAAUUACGGAGAUAGUAAGAUAUUUCAUCACAUGUUAGAUGUUGUACCUGUGAAGCGACUUGGGACUCCGGAGGAGGUGUCGUCAUGUGUGUGCUACUUGCUGUCACCUGCCGCCAGCCUCAUUUCCGGAGAAACCGUCAAAGUCGAUGGUGCCGCAAGUCUCCACAACACAAAGUAUGAGAUAAGGGAUCACAACAAACUGCCAGCAUUCACAUGGAAGGAUUUUAACCCUGAUGAUGAAGAUGAUGAUGGACCCAAAUCCAAACUUUAAAUGAUUCGGUUGGAAUCCAGUCGUGUUGUGAAUACCAUGUGUGUGAGUGGAGAUCGUGUGUGAUACUUGUGAAUGCUGAUUUUAAGGAUUAAUAUGUUAACCAGUUUUGAAUUGAUAAGAUUAAAGUUGUGUAAAUUUUGUUGAAUUUUAAUUGUGUUGAUAUACAAUGUAAAUUUAUUAAUAUAUGCGCAGACUAAAUUAUGUAAAAAUUUAAACAUGUAAGACUUAUUGUUAUAGUUUUCCAGAAUAUCAGUAAGGACAGAUGCAAUUUAGUGCAUACUUUGCUUUUUGUAUGGAUUUAAAGUACAACUGUAUUGACUUUUCACCUAAUAUAAACAUACAGUAAAACCUUGUUAUACUGCCAACAUUUGUCCAAAGAAAUUUUGAUGUUAUGGAAGGGUCUAGUAAUAGAUUGAGGGAAAUGUUUUAAAAGAAUUUUUAAGAAAACAAGCAAAAAAGGGCCAUUGAA